AUGAAGGACGGCCACAGCCGCGAUCGAGGACGUUCGCACCGACGGAUCCCCAUGGAGUUCAACAUCUUCAACUCUGGGAUCGCCGAGACCGCCGACAAGCCGCUGUUCUGCCUGAGCAACGACGAAGAGCCCUCGGACAACCACCUGGGCAUCAACCUUCACGCGGGCCCCUUUGACGUGCACCCCAAGAUCGCCAACCUCACGCACCGCACCGUGGUGCGGACCGGCUGGGAGACAAUGAAGACGAUGGACGUCGUCCUCUUCGAGACGGCGACGACGACGACGACGACUACGACAGACAAAGGGGAGCCCGCCAAGGUCGUCCUCGAGCAACAGAUACCCUGGGGCCCGCUCGGCCGGCUGCUCCGGUGGCGAAGCGCCGCCGCCGCCGUCCGGUGGGUGUUCACCAUGCAGAUCCCGCGCCGGGAGGGGUUGGCCGACGUCGACUUCGAGUGGCGACACAGCCGGGGGCUCACGAUCCGGCGGCUCCGGGGCGCGGACGGGUGGAUGCUAUGGCGGAAGCGGACGGCAGACGAGGUGCGGAGGACGGGCGACGGAGGCGACGAGCUUGUGGCUCUGGUGUCACGCAGCGGCUCGCGGCCGCACCUGGGCACGCGUUUCGCGUUCGCCAACGCAGCGGCACGCGGCGAGCUCGGCGACGGCUUCUCGGUGGUGGCGCUCAUGUCGGGCAUCGGCGUGAUGCUGGCGCAGAAAAGGUCGCUGGGGGACACGGUCGACGCGCUGGAGGCUAGAGUGUAUCAACAAAAGUCAUUAUUACAAAAUGAUGCUUUACGAAUGCUGUCUUUGCUUCCACAGGCCGAUACGUCGCGCAAGAAAGAGCCUGCGAAUCGGUUCAUUUCGCGAUCGGAACACACUGAUACGCCAAAUGGUUUGCGUGUGUAA
Messenger RNA from Colletotrichum navitas, 903 nucleotides. RefSeq lists its product as uncharacterized. The coding region runs from base 1 to 903 and encodes 300 amino acids. The transcript has 2 exons. The record is from RefSeq and is a predicted model, not a curated record. Lineage: Eukaryota; Fungi; Ascomycota; Sordariomycetes; Glomerellales; Glomerellaceae.